Molecule: messenger RNA, 612 nt
Organism: Trypanosoma conorhini
Lineage: Eukaryota; Euglenozoa; Kinetoplastea; Trypanosomatida; Trypanosomatidae
Product: small Rab GTP binding protein
Exons: 1
Coding region: 1-612 (203 amino acids)
Cellular component (GO): endosome
Molecular function (GO): GTP binding; GTPase activity
Source: RefSeq, a predicted model, not a curated record
AUGACGUCCGUCGCGGCGGCGACCGCCGCCAAGAAGUACAAAGUGGUGCUGCUCGGCGACAGCGGGGUGGGGAAGUCGUCGCUGGUGCAGCGCCUCGCGAAGGACGAGUGGAACGAGAACCAAAACUCAACCGUCGGCGCCUCCUUCUUCCGCUACUCGUGCCCCGUGGACGACGCCACCGUCAACUUCGACAUCUGGGACACCGCGGGGCAGGAGCGCUACAAGAGCCUCGCCUCCAUGUACUACCGCGGCGCCGCGGCCGCCCUCGUCGUCUACGAGCUGCCGCUCUACGAGACCUUCGAGCGGGCGAAGUACUGGGUGCGGGAGCUCGCUGCCAACUCGCCCGAGACGUUCAUCACCCUCGUGGGCAACAAGAGCGACCUGGCGGACAGGCGCAGCGUGAGCGCGGAGGAGGCCGCGGCGUACGCGCGGGAGAUGGGCCUCAUGUUCGGCGAGGCGAGCGCCAAGGACGGCGCGGGGGUGCGGGAGGUGUUCGAGCGGGUGGCCCGUCAGCUGGUGGCCGCGAACAGCGAGAAUAUCGUGCGCGACGGCGGCGUGGUCGGGGGCCGCCAGCCAAGCGCAAAGUCGGGGCGAACGGGCUGCUGCAGCUAA